AGCCCCCGCCCUGAGUGCCAGCCACUCAGCCCUGGAGUCUGGAGAGAGCAAGAGGAAGAGACGGGAGCUGGCAGCCUCCUGUGGGUGCUUAGGAGGCCAGGGACAGCCCAGCUGAAGGCUCCUGAUCCUGGAGCCGGGAGAUCCCACAGGGCACUAGCAGGCCCUGGCCACCCAGAAUCCAGACUGCCUGUCCUGGGAUGGUCAGCUGGCCAGUAUAGCUCCAGCCCCACAGGGAGCUCUCCAGGUGGGUGGACCACCUGAUCCCCACACCUGACCAUGGGCCCAUCUCAGGACAGUGAAUGGGGCCUGGGUCCCUCUGGUGGUCCAGUAAGGGAGGCCAGGACACUGCUGAGUGUGGCCUCAGGGCUUGAGUCUCGGGAAGCAGCCCUGUCUCUCUGCCCUGGUCUGCGUUCAGAGCCUACGUGGCAUAGAGGUCCCAGGCCCUGGUUAGGGCCUGGCAGGUGGGGACCUAAAGAGGAGGAAACCUGCCUCGGGUCCCAUGAUGGACAGAGCAGGUGGCAGAGCUGGACCCAGUGUCCUCCCAUCUGCACCUCGGGGCUUCAAGCAGGAUAUCAGCUGUGGUCAGUCCCAUCCCUGACAGCUCAGAUGCUCUCCCCAGGAGGAGGUCACGGAGGGCGGCCACACUGGGAGGUCAGGGCUUGCCUCAGAAGCCACAGAGCCCCAGGAUUCUGCAUCCGGGUGCCCGGCUGCUUCCCCAGGCCCAGGAUUCUGAGCACCAGGAAGACCCAGUGCCAGAGGGCAGCACCGGGUAUGAGUCGGGCAGGCCUGCCCAGUCCUCAGUGCUGCUUUUGCUCACCACCCUCCCCGGUCUCAGCCCAGCUCCUCCUGGGCCUUGUGCCUCCCCCGUGCCUCAAGGAGGCCAGAAGUAGGUCAGGUCUUGCUGAUCAUGCUGCCUUGCUUGCUGUGGCAGACGUCACCAGUGCUGUGCCUCCUCCUCCCCAAGCACUGCCUGGCCAGGUCAGCCCCUCAUUCAGGAAAGUGAAUGGGCCCAUCCUGUGGUUCUAUGACGACAGGGGUGGCAGGGACCAGCUGGGGGCCAGGACAUCACUGUGUGGCCUUGGUGGCUGUGAAGCUCUUAGGAAACAACCUUGGGUCCUCUGUGCUGGAAUGAGGUUGACGUCCAUGAGGCAUGGAGGUCCUGGGGGGCUCAGGCCCAGGAGGAGGAGUGGGGCAGGCCACUGAGGCCAUCCAUUGCCCACCCACUCCCCGGUGAAGGCCAGUCUACAGGGUCCACCAGGGCCCUGUCUUCUCUGCCAGGACAAGUUUGGCCUUGGGUCCCAGGCAGGACUCUGCCACCUCAGACACGGGGCUCCUGGAGACUUCAGCUGGGCACGUGGGCAGCACGAGACCCUGGGUUAAAAGAAGCCGAUGACGGCUAUUUUGGUAGAAAUGUUCCUGCUGCUCUGAGUUCCCAUCGAGUGGUGCUGGCAAGUGUGGAGAAGAGGGGCCUCAGCAGCCCCCCGACCUUCCCCUGGCGUGCACCUGGGAGGCGGUGUCCUGAACUCGCCUUACCCCUCGCGAGAAAAGCAGAGAUUGAAGCUCUUUCUGGCACUGAGAUGAGGUGCCCCGGGGAGGUGCGGUGGUUGCAGGUGAACUCCCUGGUGUGUUGAGAUGGGAAGGCACCCGUGCAGGUGGAUGGCCUUGGGGUCUGGCUGAGGAGCAGAGGCUGGCGCCUGCACCCACAGCCCCACACAGCUCUCGGGUCCCCCCAGCCUUAGCCUGUGCAGCUGCCCUUCUGCAGCCCUUGCUGGGCUGGCUCAGCUGACCUAGGGACACCCGACCCCACACUGCUGGCCUGGGCUGGCCACUUCCCGGCUGGCUGUUCUCAUGGCUCACGGGGUGUCCCUCUAGGGCGAAGUGUGGCAGGGCUCAAUGGAGAAGGCUCUGGAAGGGAACCAACACAUCAGAGCUGCCUUCCUCUCUCUGUCUCUCUGGACCUGCCAGGGUUCUUCUUAACUUCCGUUUUGUUCUGUUCUGA
Molecule: messenger RNA, 1999 nt
Organism: Ictidomys tridecemlineatus (thirteen-lined ground squirrel)
Lineage: Eukaryota; Metazoa; Chordata; Mammalia; Rodentia; Sciuridae
Source: RefSeq, a predicted model, not a curated record